Molecule: messenger RNA, 2849 nt
Organism: Closterium sp. NIES-67
Lineage: Eukaryota; Viridiplantae; Streptophyta; Zygnematophyceae; Desmidiales; Closteriaceae
Source: the annotation of a GenBank genome assembly
ACCUCGCGCCAUUCGUUACAGCCUUCCUGCAGCUGCAGCACGGCCAUUCAGGCCCCAAAUUGAUUGGUUCAGUUCUGAUCACGCCAUCUCCCCUUCGUGCUCUCACCCUGGUCCGCUCAUUUCCCCUAACACCUCUUGUCUGAUCAGGCAUCCCAGGGUUGUUGGGUUAGCCAGAUUCCUUGCUUUGUCUCACGCUCUGCUGCUGCCAGCAACCCUGUUCCCACAACAAUCUCGGACUCUUGUCACCGAUGAUCCCCGAGGGGGAACAACAACUGUACUACUUUCCGCUGGCCGGCAAAAUCCUCCUUCCCCUUUCCAAUUCCAAGCUCGGCCAAAAGCGCCCCGCUUGAACGUGCCCGCCUAGCAUCUCCCAUCUUUUGGCAAGCCGCAACAUUGGGAGCUUGAUUUCCGAGGCAGCACGAUAGCAGGUCCGCUGCAGCAGGAGAUCCCUCGGCAGCAGCUGCUUGCCCGACGCGACGGGCACCUGCUCGUCAAUAAGAGCGCACACCAGCCGCAACACAGCCAAUCACGUUACGGAGAACUCCUCUGCGUUCUCCCUUACAAGGCAAUAAUCUGCCUAUCUUCCCAGCAUAGGAGGUUCCUCUGGUGUCUCAGCCGUCGAUAUUGACGAGAUUUCCUGGGACGAUUCUACUUUGGUUCCCAUGGCUUUUUCCCCGAUGAGCUUCAUGGAUGCCCUCCGCGUCGCCGCGAAGACCAAGGAUGCGCCACCAGCGUGGCUGCCUAACCGGCAGUGGCCGGCAGAAUUGACGGACCCCGCCUUUUCGCCGACCGUCAAGAAGCGGAAGCCGUGCACAUUCGAGCCGUACGCGACGCCGCAUCUCACGUCGCUCUCGGCUCCUGACGGCGCCGUACGGGCCGUUUCAUCGCCGUCGUGUUCCGUUUCGUCUACGAAGCUGCUUGUGAUGCCGAGCGGGCCGUUCCGUAUCGACUCUCCUGGUUUUGAAUCGUCUCGCGAAACGACCUCCCGAGCGGCCAACUCUGAAUCGGUUCCUCCGUUCGUUCGCGCGAUGACGACGCCAGCGGCGCGGCAAUCGCAGGUUCCUCUCGGUGACGUCUCCCCGCUCCGGUUAGCCGAGUCGCCGCUAUUGCGAACAUCCACGUGCCGUGCUGUAACAAGGAGCUCGCUUUCGCGAAAUUUCGGGAACCGCUUCGGCGAGCUCGCGACAUCUUCGUCUGAACCGAAUCUAACUCCUGACAGCGAACUCCAGAGACCGCCAGUUCAGCUGACUAGCUUCGGCGAUCUGCAGUCCAGCAGGGUGAAACGGGGGUUUGCAUCCUGUAAUGAUGUUACCAGCAACUGCUCGCUUAGCUCGGGCUCGGAUUGGGUGAAUUCGUCGGCGCUUGCGUCGUCGUUACGCGGCGAAAACGCUGGCCGAUCGGUGGCUGAUCUGAUUGAUCCUGGGUGCGCGCUGGUGCCGGAGUUAGGGAAAGCUGUGCGACUUUUGCGAAAGAAAUUGUCGCAGGAGCGACAGCAUCAGCCGCGAAAACCUCCAGUUCCGCUUCCAACGACGACAGGGGAAGAGCACAAGCAGAUUCGGCAAUCGUCGGAGUCACUCUGUGAGCAGUCGCAGAAAUCUUCGCAGAAAUCGCCUGUAGAAGACCCACAAUCCUCGUCCAUGUCCGUCCCAACGGAGGGCAAUCACAGCCGAGAAUUAAGCCUGCCCGAGAUUCUGCAGUGGGAGGGGGAGGUCGUGGCGAAGGGCGCCGGGCAGCAGCCUGAAGCGACUUCGGGUGUAAACUCGUUCCACAAAUUUCCGAUAUGCGCGGUUGGUAGAGCGGGGAAGGGGGAGGCAUCGAGCGGCGGUGCGGAAUCAGCACGGGCGGUUGCGGAAGGGUUUGGCGGAGAGGUGCGCGACGAGGAUAAGCUGUGCAUCCACGAUCUACUGGGGCAAAUUUCGGGCAAUUAUAACGGGGAGGACGCAGUAGCGGGAGCCGCGAAGGGGGAGACGGCAGAAAGCAUGGAAUGUGACGGUCAGGUUGAAAAUUACCACGUGCCCAAGUCCAGUGUUCCUUUGCCCUUUUCUCUGGCACCAAGUGGAGCAGAAGCAGCACCAGCAAGCAUCUCAGCUUCGCCAAACAUUCGUCGGAAAAGGCCCCCUCCGCCUCCCCCAUUGGUGGACGUUGCCAAUGUGGCAUCUGCCGCUUUUGCCGAAAUGUGCAGCUCGGAAGGCGGAUUUCCCCCGGAAUCCCAAGAAACAGCAGCAGAACCACCAGCAGCAGGAGGACCAGCACUGACGCCUACAGCUGGAGCAUCAGCUGCUGCCUCAAUAGCAGCAACAGCAGAGCUGCCAUGCCCCACACCUACAGGCUGGGGAACUAGCCAAUGGGGCCGGUUGUUUCCUCCUGAACCUCCCACUCCAUCAGCCAUGGGAUCUGCUGCGGCCUUUAUGGCUUGUGCUGGAGGCGGCAAUGCUGGCGGCAGUGGUACUGGUGGUGCCAGUGCUGGUAAUGUUGGCAAUGGUGGUGGUUUUGCCUCUUUGUGGUCAGAGGCAUGGACGGAGGGGUUUAACGUGGACCUCUCUGGCUUGACUGACAACCCUGCCUUGUGGUGAUGGCAAUAAGGAUUUGUUUUAUCCCUUCCCCUAAUGCUUUGACUUGAUUCGCUCCCCUCAAUAUGCCUCUCCAUGGUCUUCUGCUUCUUCCACCUGUCAAAAGCCAUGCUGGCAGUAUGCUAACAAUUUCGACUGACGGCAUCACACAUUGUGGUGCCGCAUUGUUUCAUUGCUGAGCUUGGGGGGGCUUGAAAGGAUCCCAACCCCCUCUAGACAACAGAUUAUGGUGUGCACCAUACUGUAACCUGCACCAUACUGUAACUCAAUGCAUCAGAG